This is a messenger RNA of Pezoporus flaviventris, 3417 nucleotides long. RefSeq names its product DISC1 scaffold protein (gene DISC1). The transcript has 14 exons. The record is from RefSeq and is a predicted model, not a curated record. Gene Ontology annotation, cellular component: mitochondrion; microtubule; centrosome. NCBI's taxonomy places the organism in Eukaryota, Metazoa, Chordata, Aves, Psittaciformes, Psittacidae. Bases 816 to 3278 code for a protein of 820 amino acids. Gene Ontology annotation, biological process: cilium assembly; neuron migration.
GUCCCUCUUGUUGUCCUGGUCCAUCAGCUCUUCCUUGCCCUGUGCUUCUCAGUGGUGCCCCAGGCUGGGAGAGACCUGGUAUGCACCACAGCAGAGGUGUCAUGAAUCACCCCUGCAGUGGGCUUUUGGAGGGGAUAACACAACCAGAGUUGUUACUUGGGUUGCCCCAGUGCACCGGUAACAGUCACUUAUGAAAUUGCAUCAACAGACUUAGAAAUGGUGACACUGUCACCACAGAUAUUGAUUUAUUCUCCUAAAGGCCAUUCAAGGGUAAUUUAAGGGUCCUUCUCCUACAGGGCCUAUUCAGAAGUGAGAACCUUCCCCUGUGGCUGAAAGCCAUUGAACAGCACACACUUCCUGCUUGUCCUACACCCAACUCCAGGGUGUUGGGCUAUCUAAACCUGUGAGCAAGGCUGGUGCGUUUGAGCAUGUGGCUGCAGACAUCAACUGCUGCCCUGGCACUCUGCAAUACAAAAUUAGCCCUGUUUUAUGUUAUAUUGUCACAGUUGUAUCUGAGCAUCUUUGGCUUUUUUGUAACUUAGCUGGGGGCCAGAUACUCCAUUCAUGUUAACUUCUUUCUGGAUUACAGCCACAAGAGGAAGGAGCUGCUAGUUUGUUUUAGAGCAGUUCCUGUGCCUGUGGAAGAUCACAGGUUUUGGAGGGAUUUAUGUCUUUUUCCACCCCAGCUUAACAAAGACUGAGGUUUUGUAUGGACUUCUGAAUAUAUGGGAUUCAACUUGCACUGUGGAUAAAGCUAGGAGAGAAUUGAUGACCUCCCAGUCUUCUGGAUAAACUCAGAUGUUCAGGAGCACGUCAUGCCUGCAGGCUCUCUUUGUAAAAAGAAGCUGGCAAAAAGACCUGGAUACAUGAGGUCAGAAGCUCAGCGACAGGUAGAUUUUCAGUCCCUGAGUGCCUGCAAACCAUUCAGCCCAGAAGAGCUCAGGCAUGGCAAGCAGCACUGUGACCACCUUGAGAGCUGCUCUGUAUGCAGAAAAUGCCAAAGUAACCUUGAGUUCUCAUGCUGUAGUUCUGUAGCCCCUGCUAAUGGGGUAACAGUGUUGUCCGCUACUGGAAAUAUGCCAGGAUGCCACAAAAAUCUUCCAUGUUGCAAGAGUCCGCAGUCAGAAAACACAGCAAUAAUUGUUUACUCCACUGCAGCAACAAACAAAGGAGAUGUUUCUGCUGUAUGCUCUACACAGCAGAAAAGUGAUGGUGCUAAAGUGAUCAAGCCUGCAAACAUGUGUGCUUUGGAUCAGACAGAAGUGAGUAACAGCUGUGGAUAUCAAACCAGAGAUGUCAUUUCUCAUUCUGUUGGGGCACAUGAUAGCUUUAGUUCAAGUUUCAGUUUCAUACAGCUCUCCCUGAACUCAGCAUCUGUAGCAAGAGAUUCUGAAGGCAAGUCAACUGUUGAGGAAACUGAGUAUGUUCGACAUCCCAGCACUGCAGGAAAUCUACAGAAGCCAGAAGAGAUGAUGCACGCUUAUGAGCACUUGGGAGCUUUACAUUGCUUCUCUAGGCCCUGUGAGGAUUUGGAGUAUGAAAAUGAGACCACAGUGAACGAUAAACUGCAGGACUGUGAGACUGUCUCUCUCUCAGAUACAGAUGCAACAUACUCAUAUUCUACGGAUUCCUCAGAUGCAGCAUCUGCUGGCUCUUCUGUUACCUCAGGCUAUGAAAGCAGUUUUACUGCUAGUGACCAUAGCUGGGAUACUUUGAUAAAAAAGUAUGAACCAGUGCUACAGGGCUGCCUGCUUGGCAACCGUAGUACAUUAAAGAUAAAAUCCUUGAUCUUAUGGCUCCAGAAGCUUCAGGAAAAAGCAGUAGAGGAAGAUGACUAUGAUAGAGCUGAUAAAUUUAGACGGAAACUGGAAGAACUGGAGAAAGAGAAAAAGUCUUUAAAAUUUCAGCUUCCUUCAAGGCAUCCUUCAGUUAGCAGUUUUUUGGACCGGUUUGUUACCCAAGUUCAAGCAGAGUUGCGCUGGGCUGCUGAUCAUCGUGUUAGAAAUGAAGAAACGCAAGUUUGGCAUGAAAACGAACAUAGACUUUUGAGGUCCACUUACCAGGAGAGGAUGGAGGUUUCAGCCACAAAACGAAACCAACUUUUUCAAGAAAAGAAGUGGUUACAGAAGGAAAUUGAAGACCUCCGAGCAAGACUGGCCAUAUUGGAAGCAAAAGAUCAACAGCUAAGAAGAGAAAUUGAAGAACAAGAUAGGCUUAUUCAGUCACAGGACUGUGAACUGUCUGCUUUACUUGGCUGUGUUUCUUUGCGAGAACUACAGGAAAUAAGCAAGGCUGUGGAUGACACUUUAGCAUUGUCCUGUCAAAUUCCAUUCAGUCUGGAUCUUCCGGGGACAAUAAAGAGCCUUCAGGAAAAAGAGCAAUCGUUCACCAUGUCCAUUAAAGAAACUACUGCCAAAGUUUGCACGAGUCAGAAACUCUGCAGUACUUUGAGGAGGAAAGUGAGUGAUAUUGAGACUCAACUACCAGCUCUACUUGAAGCAAAAAUGCUGGCUGCUUCAGGAAGGAGCUUUGGUACUGCAAAGGACCUAACAGAAGAAAUAAGAUCAUUAACAUCAGAGAAGGAGGGGCUGGAAGGACUUCUCAAUGAACUGUUGGUUCUGAGUGCCAGAAAUGUCCGAAAACUAGAGAGAAUCAAAGAUGAUUACACCAGACUGAAACAAGAACUUGAAGAAGGAGAGACUGCCUUUGUCACCAGUGUAAAAGAAAAUGCUGAAAAAUAUAUGGAGAUACUGGAGGAUAAACUGCAUAGCUGUGGGAGCCAGCUGCUCCAAAGAGUGUGGGAAGCUGACUUGGAGGCCUGUCAGCUGUUGAUCCGAGGGUUUCAACUGAAAGGAACGAGUUGCUGUGGUUUCGAGCAAGAGGAGAACCAAAUGGAUGAGAUGGAGAUGACUGCUGAUGGCCCAUCUGAUUCUGAGAAAAGAAAAGAAGGUCACUUUCCAAAGGGCAUAGAGUGGGGCUCUGUUCCCUGCCCCAAGCACAGUGAGCUAGAAGAGGUUACAGAAGAUGUUUCAUUUGGAGCAGAGGGUCGUUUAUCUGAGGAGUUCUUCAUAUUUUCGGCAGAGCUGGGAGAAAAAUGUAAAGCAAUAAGUGAGAAAUUGGUGCACCUGGAAGAUCAAUUGCAAAGUUCUGCCUGCAGAGUUGAUGAAGGAGAUAUUCAUAUCCUUUUUGAUACAGCUACAGAUAUGUAUCAAUCUAUUACCCCAAAGUCUUUGAGUGAAUAUGUGCUACAGCUGUACCAAACCCCCAACUCUCCUUGAAACUUCUCCUUAGCAUCAUGAACAGAACGCAGCAACACAGAGGAGCUCUUCCAGUACAGUAAUACUGCCUGGUUAUGACAUGGGAACAGUAAGGCAUCACAGCUUUAUUUCUUCUUUUUACUGUGUAUUUUUUAUUAUC